Messenger RNA from Hymenoscyphus albidus, 394 nucleotides. NCBI's taxonomy places the organism in Eukaryota, Fungi, Ascomycota, Leotiomycetes, Helotiales, Helotiaceae. The record is from the annotation of a GenBank genome assembly.
AUGUCUGUCACAGUACAGGAAUUCUCACAAUUCCACCUGGCGAUGCGUUUACACGCGAACGGCGCUCGUUUUUCUUCCUAUUCCACUCCCCUCGGAAACAAACAGAAGAAGAGCACAGCUUGCGAAAGUGGACACAAAGAAGAUCCAAAAACUUCAAACUUGGCCAUGCAUCGUGGACAGUUCAGAGAGGGGAGCCUAGAUGAGGAGCGUCCCGUUUCUAAGAGUUUCAUUACGUUUCGCCAUAGUGAUGAUGCCUUUGCGCCAGCUACUGUCUGUCACUGUAUAGGAGACUUCGUUCCCUAUCGAAUCCUCCGACAACUGGAAUACCCCGAGCAAAGUGCGAGGCAAGAGCUCUGUGGUCACUGCCACCAGACACAUGGAGAAGAAUCUCUAG